This is a messenger RNA of Nicotiana tabacum (common tobacco), 1916 nucleotides long. RefSeq lists its product as uncharacterized. NCBI's taxonomy places the organism in Eukaryota, Viridiplantae, Streptophyta, Magnoliopsida, Solanales, Solanaceae. The record is from RefSeq and is a predicted model, not a curated record.
AUGUCUCCUUACUUUUCUCUCUCUUUCUUGUUAGAUAUAAAAUACACAUAAUAGUGUUUCCACAUAUGCAUAUAUAAAAAAUACAGUAGGAUAUAUAUGUUUAAAAGUUGGCUCUUCUCGUGAUCUGUGCACAGUCUACAUGAUACUAAUUCUUGGGUUUUGGUGGGUUUACUUCAAUCAUUGCUAUAUAUCCACCUAUCUUUGAAUCAUUCACUUUAUAAUUGGGAUCUACUAAAUUAAGAGAAGAGAGAGAUAGAGAGACAGAGACUCAUUUUGGAGUUUUGGGUAUUGAUUUUGAAAGUGAAAUUUUUUUGAAUGACAAAGUUAUGAGGAUUUUGCCAGGCUUUUGGAAGGAUUUGAGUGGUAGCAGCUCAAAAAGUGGCUUUGGUUUUGCUAUAAAAGAAGAUAAAGCUUCAUAGUAAUAUAAAGGAUUAAUUAAUAGACAGUGAGAUCAAAGCAUACUACAACAUAUGGCGGUGUUUUGACCAGAAUGGAUCCUCAGGCUUUCAUUAGGCUGUCAAUAGGGUCGCUGGGGUUGAGACUGUCUGGAACAACUACUUUGAACAGUACAAAAUCAGGGAUAAGUGCAAUCUCUUCUCCCUGUGUGUGCGAGAUCCGUCUUCGAGGUUUCCCUGUGCAGACAUCAUCUGUCCCCUAUAUUUCCUCACCUGAAGCUACCCCGGAUAUUCACAACGUUGCAUCCAGCUUUUAUCUUGAAGAAUCUGAUUUGAAAGCUUUACUGACACCUGGCUGUUUUUAUGCGCCACAUGCAUGUCUAGAGAUAGUUGUAUUCACAGGACGCAAAGGUGGCCACUGUGGUGUUGGUAUUAAGAGGCAGCAAGUUGGGACAUUUAAGUUGGAAGUAGGUCCCGAGUGGGGUGAAGGAAAACCAGCCAUUCUGUUUAAUGGCUGGAUAGGAAUUGGCAAGAACAAGCUGGAGACUGGAAAACCUGGAGCAGAGCUUCAUUUGAGAGUGAAGCUGGACCCUGAUCCAAGAUAUGUUUUCCAGUUUGAAGAUAAGACGAAACUAAGUCCUCAAAUAGUCCAGCUUCAGGGAACCAUCAAGCAACCUAUUUUCAGUUGCGAGUUUAGUCAGGACAGGGUAUCUCCGGUAGAUCCAUUAAAUAAUUUUUGGUCAAGUUCAUUUGACGGUUCUGAACUAGAGGUAGAAAAAAGAGAGAGGAAGGGAUGGAAGGUGAAGAUACACGAUCUCUCUGGGUCGGCUGUUGCAGCAGCCUUCAUAACAACUCCGUUUGUGCCAUCAACAGGUUGUGAUUGGGUGGCCAAAUCCAACCCAGGAGCUUGGUUGAUUGUUCGUCCUGAUAUUUGCAGGCCCGAAAGUUGGCAGCCAUGGGGAAAGCUUGAAGCAUGGCGUGAACGUGGGAUCAGAGAUUCCAUUUACUGUCGCUUCCAUCUUCUAUCGGAGGGGCAGGAAUGUGGUGGUGAUCUUCUCAUGUCUGAGAUCUUGAUCAGUGCAGAGAAGGGUGGUGAGUUCUACAUUGACACGGACAGACAGGUACAAGCAGCAGUGAGUCCACUGCCCAGUCCAAGAAGCAGCGGAGACUUUGCAGCACUAAGUCCUGUUGCAGGCGGUUUUGUCAUGAGCUGUCGAGUGCAAGGGGAAGGGAAAUGCAGCAAACCCCUAGUGCAACUUGCCAUGCGACACAUCACCUGUGUGGAAGAUGCAGCCAUUUUCAUGGCGCUUGCUGCUGCAGUUGAUCUAAGCAUCGAGGCAUGCAGGCCUUUUCGCAGAAAGCUACGGAGAAGUACUCGCCAUUCCUGGUGAUGUAUGUAUACACAUAAUGGGAGAUAUACUGAUAUCCAAGCCCAUUCCUGUAUUUCUCCUGAUUGUUGUAACAACUUGAUUUUUGCUGUGUAGUAACCAACUUAAUCUAUAUUUACACUGGUUCAAGUGA